UCAAACAGACGUCCUGCAAAGAAAACGUCCUAGUUACAUGAACGACACGUGUGUUUUCUUUGCAGGCUUAUUUACUGAUUUUUUAAUUCUUUCCUGGAUAAUAUUUAGAAGACUUUAUAGCGGUUGUAAUAAAGCUCAGCCUCUGACCUUUUACCUUUGACUGUUCUCAGUAAUGGACGAGAGACGUGACCCUGCAGGCCGUCUGAGUGAAAACAAGCCCGUUUAGCAGCGACUGUGGCAGCUGUGGGUGGGAUACAUGACUUCACAGGUAUGACGGCAGCAGUGGCGUUAAGGACGGCAGAGCUGCUUUAGGGGGGGCCUGGGCGCCGCUGCCCCGACCGGCACCAUGCACCAGAAAGGUGCCAUCCAGAUCAUUGAAUGGGAGGACCUGGACAAGAGGAAGUUCUACUCCUUGGGCGUGUUCAUGACCCUGACCACCAGGGCCACCGUCUACCCGGCCAGCCUGGUCCGCACCCGCCUGCAGGUGCAGAAGGGGAAGGCCUUGUACUCGGGGACCUUCGACGCUUUCUGCAAGAUCCUGCGCGUGGAGGGCGUGAGGGGCCUCUACCGCGGCUUCAUGGUCAACACGUUCACCCUGGUCUCCGGGCAGGCGUACAUCACCACCUACGAGCUGGUGCGCAAGUACGUGUCCCACUACUCGCCCAGCAACACGGUGAAGUCCCUGGUGGCCGGAGGGGCAGCGUCCCUGGUGGCGCAGACCAUCACCGUGCCCAUAGACGUGGUGUCUCAGCACCUGAUGAUGCAGGGACAAGGGGAACAGCUCACACGCUUCAAGCUCAAGCCCAAAAUGAUGCUGGCUAGGACUAAGAAAAGCAGAAUGACUUUCGGGCAAACGCGGGACAUCACAGUCCAGAUAUUUGCAGCUGACGGUUUCAAGGGAUUUUACCGGGGCUACGUGGCGUCGCUGCUCACGUACAUCCCCAACAGCGCUCUCUGGUGGCCUUUUUAUCAUUUUUAUGCUGAACAGCUGUCGUUACUGGCGCCGAGCGAGUGCCCCCACCUGAUCCUGCAGGCUCUGGCGGGACCAAUGGCGGCAGCAACGGCCUCCACCAUCACAAACCCCAUGGAUGUUGUUCGUGCCAGAGUUCAGGUGGAGGGCCGGUCGUCCAUCGUGGAGACCUUCAAGCAGCUGCUGGCGGAGGAGGGCGUCUGGGUGAUGACCAAGGGGCUGUCGGCCCGCAUCAUGUCCUCCACGCCCACGUCCGUGCUCAUCGUGGUCGGGUACGAGACUCUGAAGAGGCUGAGCCUGCGAGCUGAGCUGGUCGAGUCCAGACACUGGUGAACGGCGAGAGUCCCGGGGGACGGGGACGGGGGGGGCCCAGGAAACUUCUCAGCAGGAUUCCUCCUCACAAGGACAAUAAUGGACGUCUGUCUCUGGUCUCGGUAGGUCCGUGUACUUCGCGGCCAUCCGUUUUUUUGUUUUGAAAUGGCAAAAUAAAAAUAGAGAUAUAAUCCGUUCCCCAUCUUUAGUUUUGAUAAUAGAAAACGGAUCGUUAUCCGUUAUCCGAUUUCAUUGAUGUGUUUGAAAAUCGAAA
Molecule: messenger RNA, 1556 nt
Organism: Cololabis saira (Pacific saury)
Lineage: Eukaryota; Metazoa; Chordata; Actinopteri; Beloniformes; Belonidae
Gene: slc25a44a
Product: solute carrier family 25 member 44a
Exons: 4
Coding region: 347-1303 (318 amino acids)
Biological process (GO): transmembrane transport; branched-chain amino acid catabolic process
Cellular component (GO): mitochondrion
Molecular function (GO): branched-chain amino acid transmembrane transporter activity
Source: RefSeq, a predicted model, not a curated record